AUGCUGCAUAGAGCAGUUCGAUCGCAGUGCUGGCGCCCAGCGCUAUACGCACACCCGCGCAACGCCGGUCGAUCUCCAAGCACGAGACCAACUCCGACUCAACUACGCAUAUUCAGCUCCAGCCGUUCCCUCCGAAACCAACCUAUAAACGAUAAUGAUUCAAAAUCUAAGAACAAUGCCGCUGCAACUACCCCGCCUGCGCCUUCGCAACCGGAACUAGCAAAUGCUGUGGCUCAGAAGGUGGAGCUUACAGUCCCGAAGAAGGAAUUGCUCAAUGAAGCGGCGAUUGCAGGCAAGGAACAACGCAAGGCGGAUUGGGCUAUAAUGCGGGAAAUGGCCAAAUAUCUCUGGCCUAAGGAUGAUUGGGGCACAAAGCUUCGUGUUGGAACAGCUUUAUCAUUGUUGGUGGGUGCCAAGAUCCUUAAUGUUGAGGUUCCUUUUUACUUCAAGAGUAUUGUUGAUUCCAUGAACGUGGACUUUGCAUCUCUUGGAGGAACUGCAUAUACCGUCGCAGGGUCGAUGAUCAUAGCCUAUGGAGCAACUCGAAUUGGAGCGACACUAUUCCAAGAGCUUCGAAAUGCAGUGUUUGCGAGCGUCGCACAAAAAGCCAUUCGAAAAGUGGCACGAAACGUCUUUGAUCACCUUCUGCGGCUCGAUCUCAACUUUCACCUCUCACGGCAGACCGGCGGUUUGACCCGGGCCAUCGACCGUGGUACAAAAGGUAUCAGCUUCUUGUUGACUUCUAUGGUCUUUCACGUGGUGCCCACUGCGCUCGAGAUCUCCAUGGUGUGCGGAAUCCUGACUUACCAAUAUGGCUUCCAAUUCGCGGCGAUCACUACCACCACCAUGAUUGCUUACACGGCAUUCACUAUCACCACUACCGCAUGGCGAACCAAGUUCCGGCGUCAGGCCAAUGCGGCUGACAAUCGCGGGGCUACGGUCGCUGUCGACUCACUCAUCAACUACGAGGCCGUGAAGUACUUCAACAAUGAGAAGUUUGAGGUGGCCCGAUACGACAAGGCUCUAAAGCACUACGAGGAUUCGUCGAUCAAGGUGACCACCUCUCUGGCCCUCUUGAACUCUGGCCAGAACAUGAUCUUCUCAACGGCACUGGCGGCCAUGAUGUACCUGGCCGCUGAUGGAGUUGCCACGGGGCAAUUGUCGGUGGGUGACCUGGUCAUGGUGAAUCAACUGGUCUUCCAGCUCUCCGUGCCUCUCAACUUCCUAGGAUCCGUCUAUCGUGAACUGCGCCAGUCUCUGCUGGAUAUGGAGACACUGUUCAACCUUCAAAAGGUCAACGUGACAAUCCAAGAACGACCGAACGCUCAGCCCUUGGAGCUGAAGCGUGGUGGAGAGAUUCGUUUUGAGAAUGUCACAUUUGGCUAUCACCCGGACCGGCCGAUCCUGAAGAAUGCCACCUUCACCAUUCCCGCGGGAUCGAAGUUUGCCAUCGUAGGCCCCAGUGGCUGCGGCAAGUCAACGAUCCUCCGCCUCCUCUUCCGCUUCUACGACACCCAGUCGGGCCGGAUCCUCAUCGACGGACAGGAUGUGCGGGAUGUGACACUCGAGAGCCUCCGGAAGGCGAUCGGCGUGGUACCGCAGGAUACACCACUCUUUAACGAUACGAUCGCGCAUAACAUUCGAUACGGCCGGAUCGACGCCACAGAUGAAGAGGUGAAGCGGGCCGCUGAGCGUGCUCGCAUUCACCAACUGAUCGAGGGAUUACCCGAAGGCUAUCAGACUGCGGUCGGAGAGCGUGGAAUGAUGAUCUCGGGCGGCGAGAAACAGCGAUUAGCGAUUUCUCGUCUCAUCCUCAAAGACCCACAACUUUUAUUCUUUGACGAAGCUACAUCUGCCCUUGACACUUACACGGAGCAAGCCUUACUUCAAAAUAUCAACAGCAUCUUGAAAGAUAAGAAGCGGACGAGUGUAUUUGUGGCUCACCGCCUUCGUACGAUCUGUGAUAGCGACCAGAUUUUGGUGCUUAAGGAUGGAGAGGUUGCGGAGAUGGGAUCACAUCGGGAGCUCCUCGACUUGGAUGGAGUUUAUGCAGAAUUGUGGAAUGUGCAAGAACGAAGCCAGGACGAACCCGAAGAAAUAACUCAGUAG
Molecule: messenger RNA, 2109 nt
Organism: Penicillium odoratum
Lineage: Eukaryota; Fungi; Ascomycota; Eurotiomycetes; Eurotiales; Aspergillaceae
Gene: atm1
Product: ATP-binding cassette Fe/S cluster precursor transporter ATM1
Exons: 7
Coding region: 1-2109 (702 amino acids)
Biological process (GO): transmembrane transport; intracellular iron ion homeostasis
Cellular component (GO): mitochondrial inner membrane
Molecular function (GO): ATP binding; ATP hydrolysis activity; ABC-type transporter activity
Source: RefSeq, a predicted model, not a curated record